Ustilago hordei is the source of this 1161-nucleotide messenger RNA. RefSeq lists its product as uncharacterized. The coding region runs from base 1 to 1161 and encodes 386 amino acids. Gene Ontology annotation, molecular function: mRNA binding. Lineage: Eukaryota; Fungi; Basidiomycota; Ustilaginomycetes; Ustilaginales; Ustilaginaceae. The transcript has a single exon. Gene Ontology annotation, biological process: mRNA export from nucleus. Gene Ontology annotation, cellular component: nucleus. The record is from RefSeq and is a predicted model, not a curated record.
AUGGACGUCAACAUGCGAGACGCAAACCGUAGAGGUAGUGGACGCAAGAAUGGACCCGCAAACUCCCGCGCUACUCGUCGCAGUGAUCCAUAUGCUCGCGACUCUCGAGUGCGACCCAACGCCCCUAUCGCCCAGGCUCAAGAAUCCAGCCAAGCUCAACCUCAGGCCCAGUCAGGCAUAUCUUAUCCUCCCCCUGAGCUCAGCAUUCGCGGUUCUAGCGGACCCACUUGGAUCAUCGUUUCAAACCUCGUCGUUGGUACAUCGAACGAAGAUGUUCGUCUCACCUUCAGCGCUUUUGGUCGUGUUGAUGAAGUCAAACAGCGACCUCGUCCGUCGGCCAACCAUCCCACGGUAUCGUUCGAAGUAGCCUUCGAUCGUCGAGAAGACGCCGAAAUGGCAGUGGACAAAUUCAACGGAGCUCUUGCCGACGGAAGAAUCCUACAAGUUUCAAUCAAGAAAGCGGAAGUGCCUCGGGAUGCUUAUAGCCAAUUCAACCGGGCUACUGCACAAGCAGCUGCACAGAGACCAAGAGAAAAGGGAGGGGCUAAUUUGAUCCCAGCUCCUACUCCUUUACCUUAUACACCUACUCCUGCGCCUGCGGCAGCGGCGGCUAUUCCCACUGGUCCUGCUAGUAUGCGUUCUCGUGCUAGAACAGCCGGUCUUGUUGAACCCAGUGCUAAAAAGUCUAACGGUGCCACUUCUCAAAAGGCCACCGCUGCUGGCAACAACAGGCAGCAACCAAGCAAAGCAGCCAUUCCCACAGGACCCAAAAAAAUGCUCGUCGCACAGCAAGCCGCUGCACCAACAGCUCCCAAACCUAAACCUUUGGCACAACGCAUCCCAGAACCACUGGCAAACCGUCUUCUCACCCCAGCUCAAGCACAGAAACUUCGAGCAGAAGAAGCGAAGAAAAAAGCUCAACAGGAGCAAAGAGCUAAAGCUAUUGCUGCAACAGGCAAAAACACCGUUUUGGGUAAAAGGUUGGCUGGUUUGCCACUGGCACAACGAUUGACGCAGCAGGCGGGAACUCCAAAGUCGGAUCAAACAGCAAUCAAGGCUGCAGCAGAGAAGAAGAAGCGAAAGAAGGAAUUGGUUAGGGCGAAGAAGGCUGAACAGCCAAACAAGCUUGGUAGUUCGGCUGCCAUGGAACUUGAUGGUUGA